AAGUCACAACCCCAAGUUAUGGCAUAGCUUCAAGCAGGUUGCUUCAUCCUUCGAAUAAAAAACGAAAUCUAGGAUUUUUAACAUUAAACUCCCCGAAUGUAAUGUGGUACUGGUAUAUCUAUCACUCCUUCUUCCAUUCACAUAAUUUACUCGACAUUUUAAUUCGAAACUCGAAGUAACUAACUUGAGUAGCAUUAGCAUGGCCUUCGCCACAAACGUGUUGCUUUCUUCGAACUUUGUUGGAAGCAAAGGUCUCCUAUCCCCGAAAGCAACCAGAUCGCCACCAUUUGUUUACAAAACAAGGUUUAUAAACGCUCAAAAAAACAUCUUCAAGAAGCUUCAGCCUAAGACAGAGCCAAAUUCAGAACAAUGGAAACCCUCACCUGCUUUAACUGCCAUAAUCUUAUCCUCUAUGAGUUUAACACCUCAACCUCAAGCUUUGGCCUUAGAUAACGUGACCCCUCCUCCAACGGUAAUUGAAACGCAACAACCCAACCCUUCUAAUUCUAAUUCUUCACCCUUUUCUCAGAAUCUUCUCCUCACUGCACCAAACCCUAAGACACAGUCCACUUCCGAUCUCCCCGAAGGUGCCCAAUGGCGUUACAGCGAGUUUUUGAACGCUGUGAAGAAGGGCAAGGUCGAGAGGGUCAGGUUCAGCAAAGACGGUUCUGUCCUCCAACUCUCCGCCGUCGAUGGCCGCCGAGCCACCGUCAUCGUCCCCAACGACCCUGACCUCAUCGACAUUCUGGCCAUGAGCGGCGUCGAUAUUUCGGUUUCCGAAGGCGAUUCGGGUAACGGGGUGUUCAGUUUCAUCGGAAACUUGCUGUUCCCGGUGCUCGCGUUCGCAGGGCUGUUCUUGCUGUUCCGGCGAGCCCAGGGUGGGCCCGGUGGGCCUGGUGGGCUUGGAGGCCCGAUGGAUUUCGGGAGAUCAAAGUCCAGGUUCCAAGAAGUUCCGGAAACGGGUGUAACAUUCGCUGACGUGGCGGGUGCUGACCAAGCGAAGCUUGAAUUGCAAGAGGUAGUUGAUUUUCUGAAGAACCCAGAUAAGUACACUGCAUUGGGUGCUAAGAUUCCAAAAGGGUGUCUUUUGGUGGGGCCACCGGGUACCGGGAAGACCCUUUUGGCGAGAGCGGUUGCCGGUGAAGCUGGCGUGCCUUUCUUUUCGUGUGCGGCUUCAGAGUUUGUGGAAUUGUUUGUUGGGGUUGGUGCUUCGAGAGUGAGGGAUUUGUUUGAGAAGGCUAAGUCGAAGGCACCGUGCAUUGUUUUUAUUGAUGAAAUUGAUGCUGUGGGAAGGCAGAGAGGUGCUGGUCUUGGUGGUGGUAAUGAUGAGAGGGAACAAACUAUUAACCAGCUUCUGACGGAGAUGGAUGGGUUUUCUGGUAAUUCGGGUGUCAUUGUUUUGGCUGCAACUAAUAGACCUGAUGUUCUUGACUCUGCAUUGUUAAGGCCUGGCAGGUUUGAUAGGCAAGUCACUGUUGAUCGACCUGAUGUUGCUGGUAGAGUUAAGAUCCUUCAGGUGCAUUCCAGAGGGAAAGCACUUGCUAAGGAUGUUGACUUUGAAAAAAUUGCCAGAAGAACCCCGGGAUUCACGGGGGCUGACCUCCAGAAUCUGAUGAACGAAGCAGCUAUUAUUGCAGCCAGGCGUGACCUCAAGGAAAUAAGUAAGGAUGAGAUAUCUGAUGCGCUUGAAAGGAUCAUUGCUGGACCUGAAAAGAAAAAUGCGGUCGUCUCAGAAGAGAAGAAGAAAUUAGUAGCCUAUCAUGAGGCUGGCCAUGCUUUAGUUGGUGCUUUGAUGCCUGAAUAUGACCCUGUAGCCAAAAUAUCAAUUAUUCCUCGAGGCCAAGCUGGUGGUCUCACAUUUUUUGCUCCCAGCGAAGAGAGACUUGAGUCUGGACUUUACAGUAGAAGCUACUUGGAAAAUCAGAUGGCAGUUGCUCUAGGUGGAAGGGUUGCUGAAGAGGUCAUUUUUGGCGAGGAAAAUGUCACCACUGGUGCAUCAAGUGACUUUAUGCAAGUUUCACGGGUGGCAAGGCAAAUGGUUGAGAGAUUCGGGUUCAGCAAAAAGAUUGGACAAAUUGCCAUUGGGGGACCUGGUGGAAAUCCAUUCUUGGGCCAACAGAUGUCAACGCAAAAAGAUUACUCCAUGGCAACUGCUGAUAUAGUGGAUGCAGAGGUAAGGGAGCUGGUAGAGACAGCCUAUUCUAGGGCAAAGCAGAUAAUCACAACUCACGUUGAUAUCCUUCACAAGCUUGCUCAACUCCUCAUAGAGAAAGAAACUGUGGAUGGUGAAGAAUUCAUGAGCCUAUUUAUUGAUGGAAAAGCUGAACUGUAUGUUGUGUGAUUGUAUUGGUAUACUUAAGAUACACAAGCAUGUUUGUACUAUAAGAAAAGCAUAGACAUUUACAAUGUAAGAAUAAAUCAAAUAUACUUUAUAAAAUUCAAGGGGAAAAAAUAGACCAGCUCAU
Molecule: messenger RNA, 2465 nt
Organism: Gastrolobium bilobum
Lineage: Eukaryota; Viridiplantae; Streptophyta; Magnoliopsida; Fabales; Fabaceae
Product: ATP-dependent zinc metalloprotease FTSH, chloroplastic-like
Exons: 5
Coding region: 200-2341 (713 amino acids)
Biological process (GO): proteolysis
Cellular component (GO): chloroplast thylakoid; membrane
Molecular function (GO): ATP hydrolysis activity; metalloendopeptidase activity; ATP-dependent peptidase activity
Source: RefSeq, a predicted model, not a curated record